UAUCCUCUACCUCAAUCACAUCACAUUCUUACCACACUACUCACUGUUUGGCUAGCUAGCAACUUAGCUAUCUGUGACUUUAUUAUCUGGAAAGUAUUCAGUAAACUUGGUAAUUACGUAAUAAAUUCAGACUCGUUCAAUGCGACAUUUGAGGUUGCCGUCCUGACUGAUUGUCGCUACUGCCUUGGACUUCUGCGUAGCACCUCAUCGAUUAGCUUCAGACUGUCUAGCUAUCCAGUAGCUAAGCCACAAAGCGGUGGCAGCUAGCUACCAUCGUCUCGCUCUAGCCCUGCCCCACACCCCUCACCGGCCUGGUGCAAGAAGAGGGAAAGCAAUCCUGUUGCUGGUGCCGCCUCUACUGUUUUAUUUCUACACGACGUUUCACUUGUUGGUAGCUUGCCAGUCGAUUGUGCGACAAAGAAGUGGCAAUAUUCAACCGCCACACUUAACUGCCGGCGAGGACAAGUUUACCCACACAGACGCUACUGGACUGAGGUCAGGACAGGAGACCGCCUUUGAGUCGUUGUGUGUUGCCCGCGAGCUACAUUAGCUAACUAGCUACACAGACAAUUUUUGGUAGCUUGGUAGCAAGUGUCUUUUGCUGAGAAGAGUAUUGGCCAUCUAGCCUAAGAGGCAGAACAAACAUUUGUCACGGACACUGUGAACCCUUUCGUUUGCUGUGGAGUGUAUCAGCUAGCUAUAAUUGCAGCUAGCAGGCCAGCUUUCCCGUGUUAAGUAAAGCUAACCUUGUUUUAUCAUCUGAUCCCAUUUAGCUAUUGAAAUGAAAACGACUGUAGCCAGUUUUAAUGCACGUGUUUUUAAAUUAAUGCUAUGUUAACUUUGUCCACAUUUUCACUUAACACUUCAGUUAAGCGAGGUGGGUAGCUAACAUUUUAGUUUCGAUCUUUUGUAAAACGAAGGGUUUAAUAAUCUGGCUGGACACCCACGAAUAUAACUGGAAUUGGAAUUUAAUUGGAUACGGAUACAUUUUGUGACCCUUGUUUUAACUGGAUUAUAACAGCACCGCACCCACUUUAGUGUCAGUCGGAAGUUUUUCAAUUUCCCUCACCCUCGACAACACUUCCCCGUUUCUCUCUCCGAUGUGGAGUGUUGAGUAGCACCGGCAACCAAAACCCCACGGCGGCCGGUCAUGCUGAAGUGUAUCCCGUUGUGGCGGUGCAACCGCCACGUCGAAUCGGUGGACAAGCGACAUUGCAGCUUGAAGGCUGUCCCCGACGAGAUAUUCCGCUACAGCCGCAGCCUGGAAGAGCUUCUACUCGACGCCAAUCAACUUAAAGACCUACCCAAGCCUUUCUUCAGACUCCUGAACCUGAGGAAGCUUGGUCUGAGCGACAAUGAGAUCCAGAGGCUUCCUCCUGAGGUGGCCAACUUCAUGCAGCUGGUGGAGCUGGACAUAUCCAGAAACGACAUUCCUGAGAUCCCAGAGAGCAUUAAGUUUUGCAAGGCGUUGGAGAUCGCAGACUUCAGUGGAAACCCCCUCUCCAGGUUACCCGACGGCUUCACCCAGCUCCGAGCGCUGGCUCACCUGGCACUCAACGACGUGUCACUGCUGGCACUGCCCAACGACAUCGGGAACCUGGCCAACCUGGUGACGCUCGAGCUCAGGGAGAACCUGCUCAAGUCCCUGCCCACAUCGCUGUCUUUCUUGGUCAAACUGGAACAGCUGGACCUGGGGAAGAACGAACUGGAAGUGCUGCCGGACACUCUUGGUGCUCUCCCUAACCUGAGGGAGCUGUGGCUGGAUCGCAACCAGCUGUCCUCUCUACCACCAGAGCUGGGGAACCUGCGGAGGCUGGUGUGUCUGGACAUCUCUGAGAACCGGCUGGAGGAGCUGCCCUCAGAGCUCAGUGGUCUGUUGGCCCUCACUGACCUGCUGCUCACACAGAACCUGCUGGAGAUAGUCCCUGAUGGAAUAGGCAGUCUGAAGCAGCUGUCUAUCCUGAAAGUGGACCAGAACCGCCUCACGCACCUCAGUGACUCCAUAGGGGAGUGUGAGAACCUGACAGAGCUGGUGCUGACUGAGAACCUCUUACAGACUCUGCCUCGCUCGCUGGGCAAGCUGAAGAAGCUGACCAACCUGAACGUGGACCGGAACCGCCUGGGCAGCGUGCCCAGCGAGCUGGGCGGCCUGGCCAGCCUCAACGUGCUCUCCCUCAGGGACAACCGUCUGACCAGGCUGCCCGCCGAGCUGGCCGACGCCACGGAGCUGCACGUGCUGGAUGUGGCGGGGAACAGACUCCAGAACCUUCCAUUCGCCCUGGCCAACCUCAACCUGAAGGCCAUGUGGCUAGCAGAGAACCAGUCUCAGCCCAUGCUCAAGUUCCAGACCGAGGACGACGAGAGGACAGGGGAGAAGGUGCUGACCUGCUACCUGCUGCCCCAGCAGCCCUCUCCUAGCCUGGAGAACCUGCUCCAGAACAGCGUGGACGACAGCUGGACCGACAGCAACCUCAACCGUGUGUCCGUCAUCCAGUUCCAGGACGAGACCAAGGGCGAGGAGGAGGACGACGAGGCAGCGGCCGAGCGCAGGGGUCUACAGCGCAGGGCCACGCCCCACCCCAGUGAGCUGAAGGUGAUGAAGAAGGUGAUAGAGGAGAGGAGGAACGAGGUCUACUCUGCCAGGCCUGAUGGAGAACUGGACUCUCCAGGAGCAGAGGAGAAGCGACUGAGCGGUCUUUCCAAUCAGAGCCACGACUCCCAGGCGUCCAACAGCACGGCAUCGGCCAACUCCCACGAGGAGAGGCGGGGCCUGAUCCCCAUGGGGGAGGAGCUUGUGGAGGUCCGGGGCCGAGAGGAGGAGGACCUGGAUGAAAUGGAGGUCGAAUACAUCGAGCCCACGGUGCACUUUGCGGAGGAGCCCAUCAUCCGCGGCGGCGGCGGCGAGGAGGACGGCGAGCAGGACGGCGAGCGCAGCGAGGACGAGGAGGAGCGGGAGGGGCGGCGGGCGGCACUCUCCUCGGAGAAGCAGCGGCUCAUCAGGAAGGACACGCCGCACUACAAGAAGCACUUCAAGAUCACCAAGCUGCCCCGGCCUGAGGCGGUGGCUGCACUGCUCCAGGGCUUCACCCCCGAGGGCCGCCCCCCCCCCACACGGGCCCCCGCGGAGGAGGAAGAGGAGGAGGAGGAGGAAGAGGAAGAUGAAGAGGCGGAGGAAGAGUGUAAUGUCACCCCUCAGCGCCACCACAGGGUAGAGAUGGCAGAGCUGGAGAACAGCCGCCACCUACAGGGCAACUCCUCCCUGCAGCCUGUUAAGGGGGUGUCAUUUGAUCAAGUCAAUAAUCUGCUGAUUGAGCCUGCUCGAAUUGAGGAGGAAGAGCACACCCUGACCAUCCUGCGCCAGACAGGGGGCCUGGGCAUCAGCAUAGCCGGAGGGAGGGGCUCCACGCCCUACAAGGGAGACGACGAGGGGAUCUUCAUCUCCAGGGUGUCUGAGGACGGACCUGCAGCCAGGGCCGGGGUCAAGGUCGGGGACAAACUCCUGGAGGUGAACGGCGUGGACCUCCACGGGGCGGAGCACCACACGGCGGUCGAGGCCCUCCGCAGCUCGGGCUCCUCCGUCUCCAUGACGGUGGUGCGGGAGCGCAUGGUGGAGCCGGAGAACGCCAUCACCACCACGCCCCUGCGGCCCGAGGACGACUACUUCCCCCGGGAGCGGCGCAGCAGCGGCCUGCCCUUCCUCAUGGACGCAAGCCCUCCCGCCCCCCGCCACCGCCUCUCCACCUGCCUGGUCCGCAACGACAAGGGCCUGGGCUUCAGCAUAGCCGGGGGGAAGGGAUCCACCGCCUUCCGGACGGGUGACACGGCUAUCUACAUCUCCCGCAUCGCCGAGGGCGGAGCCGCCCACAGAGACAGCACGCUGCGAGUGGGAGACCGGGUCCUCUCGAUCAACGGUGUAGACAUGACAGAGGCCAGACAUGACCAGGCAGUAGCGCUGCUUACCGGCACCUCCCCCACCAUCGCCCUCCUGGUGGAGCGGGACCAGGCGGCCCCGGGGGGCUCCCCGGGCCAGUCCCGUGCCCGUGCACACUCCCCUCCACCUCCAGAGCCCUCCGACUCCCCCGACCAGGAGGACCCCACCGACGAGCGCCUCUCCCCCCACGGGAACCACCUGAGCCAGCCGCUGGAGGAUGAGUACCCCAUCGAGGAAGUGAUGUUGGUGAAGGCAGGGGGCCCUCUGGGGCUGAGCAUUGUGGGAGGCAGCGACCACGCCAGUCACCCGUUUGGCAUCAGUGAGCCGGGGGUGUUCAUCUCUAAGGUGAUUCCGCAUGGCCUGGCAUGUCAGAGCGGCCUGCGUGUUGGAGAUCGUAUCCUGGAGGUCAACAACAUCGACCUGCGACACGCCACCCACCAGGAAGCUGUCAGAGCUCUGCUGUCCAAUAAGCAGGAGAUCCGCAUGCUGGUGCGCAGGGACCCCUCGCCGCCAGGGAUGCAGGAAAUAGUCAUCCAGAAGCAGCCAGGAGAGAAGCUGGGCAUCAGUAUCCGUGGAGGUGCCAAGGGCCACGCUGGCAACCCCUUUGACCCCACUGACGAGGGCAUCUUCAUCUCCAAGGUGAGCUCGAGCGGGGCGGCGGCGAGGGACGGCCGUCUGCAGGUGGGCAUGCGCAUCCUGGAGGUGAGCAACCACAGCCUGCUGGGGAUGACCCACACGGAGGCGGUGCGCGUGCUCCGCGCCGUGGGAGACACCCUGCUCAUGCUGGUGUGUGACGGCUUCGACCCCGGCAACGCCGCCACCAUAGAGGCUUCACCUGGAAUCAUCGCCAACCCGUUUGCCGGGAACAUCGUCCGCAAAAACAGCAUGGAGAGCAUCUCAUCGAUUGACCGAGACCUGAGCCCAGAGGAGCUGGAGAUCCUGCAGAAGGAGUCGGAGAUGGUGAGGGAGACGUCCCAGUGGGAGAGAGAGGAAAUGGAGAAAGUGGAGCGCAUGCGUUUGGAGCGAGAGGAGGCAACACGUCUGCUAGAAGAGGAGACCGAGAGCCUGAGCUCAGGGCCUCUCAAGCUCGACUACAGGACCCUGGCAGCCCUGCCCACCACCAGCCUGCAGAAGGUCAACAGGGCGCCUUCCACUGAACCCCAGAGGACUGAAAGCCCUGUGAGAGAUGCCCCCUACUCACCCAGCUUACAGCCGGCCAGCAUCCAUUUCACUUCCAACUCCACUGCCAAGGAGACCUCCUCAUCAACGAGACCGGGGGCCAUCCAGCCUCAGUCUCGCGCCCGGCCCAGCACCUCCCCCGCUACGCCGGACGGACACGCCAGCCCCAACCCCUUCCAACAUGGCCCCUCCCCCAUCAACUCCCAAACCCCUACCCCCCUGCAGCCUCGCGCCCCCUCCCCCGCCUCACCAGACGAGUUCCCUCUGAAUAUCAAGCAGGCAUACAAGGCGUUCGCCGCCGUGCCUCACUCCCACGCUGUGCUGGAGCCGCCGCAGGAUCUCUAUGGCCUGAGGAACAAUGUCCACUCCAUGCAACCUUCUCCAGAGCCUCAGCUGUACAACGAGGUGUUUGAGGAUGAGGUGGAGGGGGGGGUGGGGCUGAUGUCCCCUCUGUCUCCUGACCGCCGGGAGUAUCUGAAUCUGGCGGCGGUGCCACGCCUCUCCAGACCCUCCCUGGAGCUGAAGACGCCCUCCCCCGGAGGCAGGGGCAGCCCCGAGCAGCGCUCCUUCAGAGACCGGCAGAAGUACUUUGAGAUCGACGUGAAGCAGCAGACCCCAGACAAGCCCAAGCCCCGCGUGUCCCUCGUGGGAGAGGACGACCUGAAGAAAAUGAAGGAGGAGGAAGCGAGGAGGCUGGACCAUCCCCGGGAGUUCCUCCUGGACGAGGAGGAGGAGGAGGAGGAGGACCUGGCCAAGCAGAUGGCUGACAUGAAGGCCCAUGGCAAGGUUCUGCUGGACGGGGUGGAGUACAAGGUGGAGAGUGUGGCCACGCCCCCCAGACACUGCUCCACCCCUCCCAGCUACAAUGCCACGCCCCCCAGUUACUGCGGCAGCUCAGGGCCCUCCUCAGUUGAUGGGAAAGGAGACUCUCCGAGGAACUCAAUGGAGGAGAGCUUCAGGCUGGAGCAGAGACCCAACUCCAUGACGGGCCUGAUCCCGGUGUACCCCGGGGAGUCGGGGGCUCCCAUCCGGACGGCCAAGGCAGAGCGGCGGCAGCAGGAGCGCCUGAGGAUGCAGAGCCCUGAGCUGGCCACGCCCUCCGUCAAGGACCUGUCCCCCGCCGAGAAACGAGCCCUGGAGGCCGAGAAGAGGGCCAUGUGGAGGGCAGCCAGGCCCUAUGGCCUGGAGGAGGAUGUUAAACAGUAUGAGCAGGACCUGGCUAAGAGGCUGUACCAGUCCAGGGUGAGGGCGUCUCAGGGCGCUGCCUCCGCCCCUCCCCAGCCCCCCACCUCCUCCUCCUCCGCUGCCUCCUCCCAGCUCAGGAUGAAGUCUCUGGAGCAGGAUGCGCUGAAGGCCCAGAUGGUCAUUGCCAAGUCCCGGGAUGGCAAGAAGCGUGGCACUCUGGACCAGUUGGCCGAGUCCCCCUCACCCGCCCCCACCCCCUCCCCCACCCCUCUGGAAGAUGUGAGUCCUCGGGGAGUGACGUCACCAGGCAGACUGUCCCUGUCAGAAAAGAAGUUUGACUACAGACAGUUUGCUGCCAUUCCUUCUUCCAAACCCGUAUACGACAUCCAGUCCCCAGACGCUGUCGAUGACAUCCAGUUUAUUGACGAUGGCUCCAGCAACCCAGUGCCCACCCUGAACCCUGAGGCCGAGGUGCCCGCAGCUCUGCCUACCAGCUCAGCCCUGGAGGAGAUGGCGCUCUACAGCAACAAACGCAAGCUGAGACAAGGCCGCCGCAGCCUGGAGACUGCCGUGCCCACAUAACACCACACACACACGCCACACACAGGAGACACUGAGUGAUCGUUCACUGCAGCACACACUUUGGGAGGUGUAUGUGCAACCACCAUAGAGAAUACAAUGAUGAUAAUCACCACAUACACAUCCAGUCAUAUCCUGUGUGCCAGUCUUGCCUUUACAGUCUGGGGAUUAGAUGGCAUGAAGCUCUGAUGCCAGGAUGAAGGGUUAGGAACAGGAGCUAGUGUGAUGCUUCAAGGCCAUUCUCCAACUUGGUUCAAUCUUCAGUUUGCGUUUUAGAAGCUGAAUUAUAUUAACAGGCGACUGAUAUGUUUGUAUUUUUUCGCCACCUUUUGAUUUUGCUGUUAAAAAAAGAAAAAAGAUAGAAAAAAGAAGAAAAUGUCCAGAAUGGGAGAGAAGAAAAAAAGAUAGAA
Molecule: messenger RNA, 7284 nt
Organism: Osmerus eperlanus (European smelt)
Lineage: Eukaryota; Metazoa; Chordata; Actinopteri; Osmeriformes; Osmeridae
Gene: scrib
Product: scribble planar cell polarity protein
Exons: 45
Coding region: 1151-6877 (1908 amino acids)
Biological process (GO): cell-cell adhesion; neurotransmitter receptor transport, endosome to postsynaptic membrane; establishment or maintenance of epithelial cell apical/basal polarity
Cellular component (GO): postsynaptic density; adherens junction; basolateral plasma membrane
Molecular function (GO): protein binding
Source: RefSeq, a predicted model, not a curated record